Molecule: messenger RNA, 1678 nt
Organism: Homarus americanus (American lobster)
Lineage: Eukaryota; Metazoa; Arthropoda; Malacostraca; Decapoda; Nephropidae
Product: tRNA pseudouridine synthase-like 1
Exons: 7
Coding region: 422-1402 (326 amino acids)
Biological process (GO): tRNA pseudouridine synthesis
Molecular function (GO): RNA binding; pseudouridine synthase activity
Source: RefSeq, a predicted model, not a curated record
AAUUAUUGAGGAUUCAGUCUUCCUUUUAGGAAUGUUAAUUUGAACUUUAAUAUGACUGUUGGAAAGUUUUGUUGCAAAAGUUUAAUUUAUGAAUUGGUUAACUUAAACUUAAUGUGUUAAUUUUUCAGAUAUCAGUACAGUACAGUGUUACAUUAUAUUGUAAGAAAAACUUGGCAGAUAAAAUAUCUUUUAUCAGAGGAUCAGUUGACUUAAUUUUUAAGAACAGUACAGUACAGUGUAAGGUGUAACCUGGAUACUGUUGUGUAGUGACAGAAGUAUCGGUGUUAGCUCUGUUGCUAAGUCUAAUUUACAUAUUAAGAGUACUAACAAGCAAUCAGUCAUAUUGUUUUGUCGUUUUGGGUCAGUGUGUUCAAGGUGUGGGCUUGCUGGUGAUGCUUUGAACCACCGAGGUGACCAGAAGAUGAGGAGGUAUCUCCUCUACAUUGGAUAUUCUGGCACAAGACUUCGGGGUAUCCAGAAACAAGCAGAUAAAGUAGAGAGGUCGUUGAAAAGUGUUCAUGGCCUGGUGGAGGAGGGGUUGUAUCGCCUCCGUCCAGCCAACACCCCUGCCCUCUGCUUCUCUAGUCGUACUGAUAAAGGUGUUCAUGCAGUGUGUAAUACAGCACAUGUAGAUUUGUCCAGACGCACUGAAGGGACAUUUUAUGAUCCUUAUGUAAUCACACAGCAACUCAAUCGCUACUUCAAAAAGACUGUGACAGAUAUUAGAGUCCACAAAACAGUUGUAGUUCCUCCCACUUUCCACGCCCGCUUUGAUGCUGAUGGCCGAAGGUAUCUUUAUCGUCUUGGUGUGGCCCCAACUGAUGCUGCCAAGUCCCGGUUUGACGUUGAGGCUUUUCUGCCCACAGCUGAAAUUAACAACAUUUAUGUAGUGAGGCCUCCCUUUGAUACUGAGCGUGUACAGUCUGCUUGUCGUAUGCUGGAGGGGGUGCAUGACUUUGCCACCUUUGGGGCUGCUCUUCCUAAGAACAGCAAACCAAGGGAAACAACACGUAUUAUUCACAAGAUAUCACUUACACCAGGACGACCUCUGCUAGAGCCACAAUUUGACCCAAGUGCAUCACACCUCCAGUUCUGGGACAUCAUUGUUGAGGGCAAGUCUUUCUUGUACAAACAGGUACGCAGGACUGUUGCUGUGUUAGUGGCAGUGGCUCAGGGACGCAUAUCCUUGGAUGACGUGAGGUACCUGCUUGACAAUCCCAGUCCACAAAAUUGGAACUCACGUGCUCAAACUGCACCUCCUUGUGGUCUCUUCCUUCUGAAUGUUGGGUAUCCUGAACAUGUCUUGUGUGUGGACAGUUUACACGCUGUUGGUGAUGAUGAUGGUGAUGAAAAAAUGAAAACACACCAGGAUGAAAACAGUUGUGAAAAUGAUGUAAGAUAGAAAGGGAUCUGAAUAAGAUUACUGCACUGUGAGCUCUGGAAACAUGUAAAUAUAUUCAGUCCUCGAUGAAAUAUGUGUACUUAAUGAAAAAUGUGUUUCAUACAUAAUGAAUAAAUUAAUUGUACAAGUAGAAAGAAGUUUUUAAUGAAAGGAUAUUGUCAUUGUGUUAUACCAAAGAAAAAACACCAAACGGUGAAACAACUUACAGGAGUUAUGAAGUUUCUUUACAUGUGAGAAUUGUGUAUAUAUUCCAUUUAAUAAAAUCACUACUCUAUA